This is a messenger RNA of Penicillium mononematosum, 3552 nucleotides long. RefSeq names its product cation-transporting P-type ATPase PCA1. Gene Ontology annotation, biological process: monoatomic cation transport. The transcript has 2 exons. The record is from RefSeq and is a predicted model, not a curated record. Gene Ontology annotation, cellular component: membrane. Bases 1 to 3552 code for a protein of 1183 amino acids. Lineage: Eukaryota; Fungi; Ascomycota; Eurotiomycetes; Eurotiales; Aspergillaceae. Gene Ontology annotation, molecular function: metal ion binding; ATP binding; ATP hydrolysis activity.
AUGGGACGCUCUUGUUGCGGAAGCACGCCCUCUCAAGCAGAUGCAAUUGACAAAGCAGAGGUAAAAAACCCAGAUACCUCUGUCAACUGCAAUGGCGGUACAUCGUCGGAGAUAUCCGGUCAAGAGAACUUUCGUGAGAACGGCGCUGCUCAAAACAACGGCAGCAGCAAUACAACAUCAUCCGCCAAAAUUGCAGACCCCUGGUGUGAGGAGCCUACUGAGACCAGCAAGGGUAAGGCUCCGCCCGGGGCUUGCGAGGGAGGCUGCUGCGGCGACCAGUCUGCCGAGGCUGUUGGUAUAAAGAGUGUCCCUUCCCUUGGUUCUUCUGCUUCCAAGGAAGCUUGUUGUGCAGAAAGUGCUACCACCGAAGCUGGGGUAUUAAACUGCAGUGUUUCUUCAGGCUACACUCCCACACAUGCCAGCUCCGGUACCCCACGGUCGAGCGAACCUGCUACUUCCGCUGAACCUAUUGUAGCAGAGUGCUGCGAGGGCAAGUCUUCGCCCUGCUGUAAUGAGACCUGCCUCGACCGUCUGGCUUUACGUGAGUGCGAUACUGGGUCCAACACCCCUUGCAUGGAAGCAGCUGGACAGUCUUUCCCUUCGACAUCCACACAGGAAGCUGCAACGCUCAAGCGUGGAGCUUGCGACCGUCAUCGUCGCUCGGUUAGAGAGCAAUAUUCUGCUAAGCUUACAGCACUCGGAUGUAUCUGCCGUGCUCUUGUUGCCCUUGGCAAAGACUCAUGCUGUGAGCCUCGAAAGGGCUCGUCGCCGGAGAAGGCGCGGUGCUCUGAAGGAGCCUUGAAGCAGUCUUCUUCGCUCGGUUCGAUUGGGUCUCGCUGCGCAAGUGGCACGUCUACCAGUCAAUCCCUGCUUCGUCGUACCAACCAGGGCCGAAAGAAUAGAAAUGCGCGUGGUAUUGAAAAAUGUGCCAGCAAAGGUUGCUGCAAACCCAAUAUUAGCACAUUCAGCGACAGAUUGACCGGUCCCUGUGUCUCUGAAGCAGACGAACGGAAAAUCGAGUCAGCGGAUGAUUCCUGUGCUGAUAUUUGCUGCACCUCCAAAAGGCCAUCCUUGCCCAAAGAGAAGAAGAGUGGGCUUGUUAGCAUUGCCCGUGACCUGGAGAGCCAAGCCAUAGGCGUCGAGCAUGUGGUUCUCUCGAUAUCUGGUAUGACUUGCACUGGCUGUGAGACGAAACUCAACAGAACGCUCGCGACAGUAACAGGUGUUAAGAACUUGAAGACCAGUCUAGUUCUCUCUCGAGCUGAAUUUGACUUGGACCUCAAUCUCUCAACUGUGGACUUUGUUAUCAAGCACUUGGAGCGUACUACAGAGUUCAAAUGCGAGACCAUCACCAGUAAUGGGUCAACUAUGGAUAUCAUUGUUUCUGGGGAUCCAUUUUCAAUCGUCAACCAGGCUUGGCCAGAAGGCGUGACUGACAUAUCCCUUGUGGAGAAUUGUACUGUUCGCGUUUCCUUUGAUCCAGAAGUGGUUGGUGCACGAGAUCUCAUUGAAAAACACUGGAGUGAGAUAGCAAAUCUUGCGCCCAUCUGUGGUGACCCAGCACUCGCCGCUGGAAGCAAGCAUGUCCGCCAUUCCGGGCUCAUGACUCUCUUAUCUGCAGUCCUCACGAUCCCAGUCUUAGUGAUGGCAUGGGCUCCCAUCCCCGAGAGAGAAAUCGCCUAUAGUUCUGCCUCACUGGCGUUGGCUACUAUCAUUCAGGUUGUGAUAGCAGGGCCUUUCUACCCCAAAGCUUUGAAGGCUCUUGUCUUCUCGCGAGUCAUUGAGAUGGAUCUUCUUAUCGUGUUGAGUACCAGCGCAGCAUUCAUUUUCUCUGUCGUCUCUUUCGGCUUUCUCGUUGCUGGUAAACCUCUUUCUACUGGCCAGUUCUUCGAGACAAGCACACUUCUGGUUACAUUGAUCAUGUUCGGACGAUAUAUCGCCACGCUUGCCCGACAAAAGGCGGUUGAGUCAAUAUCCAUUCGGUCACUUCAGGCCCAAACCGCCCUUCUUGUGGACGAAUCAAACUCCUCCGAGGCACGGGAAAUCGACGUCAGGUUGCUGCAAUACGGAGACACGCUUAAGGUCCUCCCCGAUAUGAGAAUCCCAACUGAUGGAACUGUUUCAUCUGGGUCAUCCGAAGUGAAUGAGUCGAUGCUCACUGGAGAGUCCCGACCUGUCGAAAAGAAUCCCAAAUCGCGUGUCAUUGCAGGAACAAUCAACGGCUCAGGAAUUCUAUUUGUCAGGCUAACUCGCCUUCCAGGUGACAACGCCAUUAACACUAUCGCCGCCAUGGUCGAUGAAGCCAAACUCUCUAAGCCAAAGAUCCAAGAACUUGCCGACAAUGUGGCUUCCUAUUUUGUUCCAGUCAUUGUGGGCUUGACUAUCAUUACAUUUGUCAUUUGGGUGGCUGUUGGCAUAGCAAUGCAAGGCAAGACUGGAUCCGAAGCAACCGUCCAGGCUGUCACCUACGCCAUCACGGUGCUUAUAGUCUCCUGCCCUUGUGCCAUUGGUCUCGCCGUCCCGAUGGUGGUUGUAAUCUGCAGCGGCAUUGCGGCGGAGCGAGGCGUGAUAUUCAAGUCCGCACAUUCUAUCGAAGUUUCCCACAGAGCCUCUCACGUGGUCCUUGACAAGACAGGAACCCUGACCCAAGGAAAGCUCAGCGUAGCUGUUGAGCACCACGUUGGAAACGGAGAAUCCUGUCUGUCGAUUCUUUUAGGCCUGGUCGGCGACAGCAAGCACCCGGUUUCGGUGGCUGUUAGUAAUCGUCUUCAGCAAAAGGGGGUUGUUGCAACAGCUGUGCCUGACGUCAAAAGCUUGACUGGCCGAGGCGUGGAAGCGAACCUAGCUGGUCAAAGGCUCCAAGCUGGGAAUUCUCGCUGGCUGGGGGUUUCCACCCACCCCCUGGUGCAGCCGGUGCUUACACAAGGCUAUACGGCGUUCUGCUUCACCAUCGACGGUGUGCUACUUGCAGUCUUCGGUCUCGAGGACUCUCUCCGAUCUGAUGCAACUCACGUGGUCGAGUCUUUGCAGAGACGCGGCGUAUCGGUUCAUGUGGUAUCGGGCGAUGACGAAGCCGCCGUGCAAAACGUGGCCACAAUGUUACGAAUCCCCGAAGGCAACGUUCAUGCCCGCAGCUCUCCGGCAGAUAAACAGGUCUACAUCAAAAGACUCCUGAGUAAUUCUUCGCAUGGUAAGGCGCCGAUUGUCAUAUUUUGCGGUGAUGGCACCAACGACGCCGUGGCGCUUGCGCAAGCAACGAUCGGCGUUCACAUGAACGAAGGCAGCGAUGUGGCCAAAUCUGCAGCCGAUGUCGUGCUUAUGCGUCCAGAUCUGUCUGGCCUUCUCACCAUGAUGAAUGCUAGCAAGGUCUCUGUGAGACGAAUCAAAUUCAACUUCGUUUGGAGUUUUGUCUACAACACAUUUGCCGUGCUUCUUGCGGCUGGGGCCUUUGUGAAUGCCAGGAUUCCGCCCGAGUAUGCGGGACUGGGUGAGCUAAUUAGCGUAUUGCCCGUGAUCAUCGCUGCUGUGCUCUUGCGAUGGUCAAAGAUCUAG